UGAUCACAUAGUCAGUGUUUCACAGCAUCGGGAUUAUCAUUUUCAACAGAUUCCUCAGCCACUCUAACACUUAAGCAUUUAAAGCAGGCGUUAAAGAAGAAAGAGCACCUUGCCCGCUUGCAGAGCUAGCUCUCAGACAGCCAUCGCGGUGAGACUGAGAGCCAUUCCUAUGGUGGCCAGCCAAUGCCUGGCCAUGGGCAACGGUUCGAUAAAAGCCCCACAGGCUGAGGAGAACAGCUGCCUGGCCUCCAUCCACAGGGACCGCCCUGGCUUGGACACAGAUGUCCUCAGGUUGCGGAUUACCCAACUGGAGGCGGAGCUGGCAUGUCGGGACCUGGAGUUUCGAUCCCAGGAGCUCCAGUUACAGCAUCUCCGCGUCGAACUGGAGGCCAAGAUCUCCCAGAUCGACAAGCUCCAGGAUGCCAUCGGCUACAACAACAGCCUGGGCCGCUCUCCGCCGGCCCUGCGCCACCACGACCACCGCCGCUUCAGUGUCAUCAACCAGGGCCCCAGCCGUUUCCACAGGGUGGCUGUGGAGGUCCACCGCAGGCUCAAAGCAAAAGACGGCGUGUCUGCUGAACCCACUUCGGAGAACUUCUGUGGAGGGUUCAGAGCAGCCCACAUCUCAAUUGCAAAGUCCAUCCACAAAGACUCACAGACCAAGAAGCUCAUCAACAAUGCUAUCAUGAACAAUGACUUUCUGAAGAAGCUGGAGCCACAGCACACGAGGAAGAUGGUGGACUGUAUGUAUGAGAAGGUUUACACGGAGGGACAGCUGGUCAUCCAGGAGGGGGAACCUGGAAACUACCUCUAUGUACUGGCAGAUGGCUUGCUGGAGGUCAUUCAGAAUGGGAAGCUGCUGGGGGAGAUGCGUCCUGGCACAGCGUUUGGGGAACUGGCCAUUCUCUACAAUUGUAAGAGAACAGCCACUGUCAAAUCUGUGUCCCAGUCUCAUAUCUGGGCACUGGACCGCAAGGCUUUCCAGACCAUCAUGAUGCGGACCACACAAGCCAGACAUGAGGAGUACUUCAGCUUUCUGCGAAGUGUGUCUCUGCUCCGAGGACUACCUGAGGAGAAACUAGCCAAGGUUGUUGAUUGUCUUGAAGUGGACUAUUUCGAAAAAGGGGAGUAUAUUAUCCGAGAGGGUGAAGAAGGGAAUACUUUUUUUAUUAUUGCAAAAGGAGAGGUCAUAGUCACUCAAAGCACAGAGGGCUUCAAUGAGCCACAGGAAAUCAAGACAUUGGGAGUUGGAGACUACUUUGGAGAGAAAGCUCUCAUCAGUGAGGAUGUUCGCUCAGCCAACAUCAUCUGCAAUGAGAACGACACACACUGCCUGGUGGUGGACAGAGACAAUUUCAACCAAAUGGUGGGAACUUACGAGGAACUCCAGGCUUACCUGAAGGAAUACGUGGAGGAGCUUUCUAGGAAUGAUGAGAGGAGACAUGCCCUGCCACACUCUCCUCAGGUUGACUCUGCAGAGGCCCAGGAGCUGAGGAAGCUGAGGGAGAAGAUUUCUCUCCUGCCUUUCCAGGAGCUCGAGGUCAUAGCUACAUUGGGCAUGGGAGGAUUUGGACGAGUGGAGCUGGUGAAGCUGAAGAAUGAGGACACCACGUUUGCUCUGAAGUGCAUUAAGAAGAAGCAUAUUGUGGACACCAGACAGCAGGAGCACAUCUACUCUGAGAAAAACAUCCUUCAGCAAACAAACUCAGUGUUUAUCAUCAGGUUAUUCCGAACAUUUCGGGAUGAUAAGUUUGUCUACCUGCUGCUGGAGGCGUGUCUUGGUGGAGAGCUGUGGACUGUGCUGCGGGACAUGAGUUAUUUUGAUGAGCCCACAGCUAGGUUCUGUACUGGUUGUGCCUUAGAGGCCUUUGAUUACCUCCACACUAUGGGAAUCGUCUACAGAGACCUGAAACCUGAGAACCUUCUACUGGAUGCUGAGGGAUAUGUCAAAAUGGCAGACUUUGGCUUUGCUAAAAGGAUUGGCCUUGGAAAGAAGACCUGGACGUUCUGUGGGACUCCAGAGUAUGUGGCCCCAGAAGUCAUUAUGAACAAAGGCCAUGACUUUGGAGCUGAUUGCUGGUCCUUGGGAAUCCUCAUAUUUGAACUUCUUACCGGCAACCCACCCUUUGCUGGCUCAGACCCCAUAAAGAUCUACACCAUGGUCCUCCAUGGCAUUGAGAAGGUGGACUUCCCUAAAAGAAUAGGGAAGCGUCCAGACGAACUCAUCAGGAGACUCUGCAAGCUAAACCCAGUAGAGAGGCUGGGGAACAAAAAGAAUGGCAUCAUUGAAAUCAAGAAACACAAGUGGUUCCAGGGCUUCAACUGGGAAGGUUUGAGGCGUCACAAGCUGCUAUCUCCAUUGAGGAGAGAGCUGAAGGGGCCAAUGGAUCACAGUCACUUUGACAUGUUUCCUCCAGACACAGAGGAGCCUCCUGAUGAGCUGUCUGGCUGGGAUAAAGACUUCUGAAGACUCCGAUUCUAUAGAAUCGAAGCACCAGCAGUGGACCUGGCUCAUGAGGGUUAGCAAGUACAAUGUUUUCCAGAGAAUUUAGUUGAAGCCCAUUCCCUCACCUCAGCCCUGAGCAACAUGAAAUGACUUUGUGACAGAUAAGUUCCUGCUAAACUACAGGUUUUAACAGGCGUCUCAUCUCCUGAGCGAGGAAGUACUUCCUCCAGUUUUCACAGUAUUUUACAGACGAAUGCGUUUCAGAUUUAUGCCAUGAAAAGGCUAUGGUGGCACCAAAUAUGUCACUUCUUUUUGGUCGGCAGUUAAUGGCACAAGUCAAGCACAUUGAACCCAAUCAUAUUUUUCCGUUUUGCUCUGCUGUGCAUAUCGUGAUCACUUAUUUUUGUAAUAUUGUUUCAUAUUUCUAAUGUAUUCUUGCACUGUUUGGCUGUGAGUUGUAUCACUGAUAAAUCUUCUGGUCAACCUUUAGGUUACAACCUCUAACUCCAGCUCCCUCUCAAUGACCUUUUUUCUUCCCCAAAUACUAAUAAUGGGCCAUGCUGGUUUCUUCGUCAAGCUUUCACCACUUUUUUGUAUGUUUCCAAGUAUUGGUUGUCCUAUAUUGGUUAAGAAUAGUCCUAAAUGUGACCACACAAUACUGUAUCGCUGUAAGGUGAAGGGAAAAUGUAUUACAGUCAUAUCAUAGAUCAAGCUACAAAAAUCGAAAGUAUGAAUAGAUAUAAAUUACAUCAAGUUGGGAAUCUUCCGCUUGCCACCCAUAGGGCAUUCUUACUGGUUUAAAUAAAUGCAGAUUGGAUGACAGGAAAGCCAAUAAAUCACUAAUCAAAUUCCUCUGAAAUAUUUGGAUUAUAGAAUGUGGCGCCCCAGAGGGAUGACAUAUCACAAUUAAAAUGAUCUUCCUGCUUGAACUAACUUAAGUAACACUUUGUGCAUUUACUGUGUCAUUUCGUUGAUGGAUUUAAGUGCCAAUAAAAUAAAGAAUUCCAGAUUAACUUGGGGUGUGACAGGAGUUCAGAUCACUGCAGCAUAAUAGGACUGGUAAAGUCAUAUUGUAUGAAAAGUUUUAAAAAAAGGAUGAGUAUGAGUACACAUAUAUAGCGCUGGUAACUGGUAGCACACAUUUACAGUAAAAUUCCAUUGUGUCAAUCAAGUACUAACAAAAUAUUUACAAGUUCUUACUUGUACUUUAAUGAACGUGUAGUGGAAGAAAGCGAUACUGUGUGGAGUAACAACAGGGUAUUUUGGAUAGAUCUAGAUUGAUCAAGCAUAGUUCAAUUAUAAGGGCUGUUACACAAAGUGUGACCAAACAACACAUUCUCACUCCCAACUUGUCAGAUAUGUCAGCUUGGUGAGUGGACUGUACUCUUCAAACUAUGACGCUCCAGUUAAGUUUAGUCAACAGAACCAUUUAGAUAGGUUUAGGAAAAUCAUUGUGAACUACGUCAACUAAGUAAAACUACGUAAAAUCCGUCAUAAUUUUAAAAAAACACCAACACUUUGGGACUUUGGUCUCAAACCCCAGUGUCCUGGUUACUAGUCCUGUUUUUGUUUGACCCAUUGACCUGCCCACU
Molecule: messenger RNA, 4038 nt
Organism: Anarrhichthys ocellatus (wolf-eel)
Lineage: Eukaryota; Metazoa; Chordata; Actinopteri; Perciformes; Anarhichadidae
Gene: prkg2l
Product: protein kinase cGMP-dependent 2, like
Exons: 20
Coding region: 170-2467 (765 amino acids)
Biological process (GO): protein phosphorylation
Molecular function (GO): ATP binding; cGMP-dependent protein kinase activity
Source: RefSeq, a predicted model, not a curated record